Messenger RNA from Oryza sativa Japonica Group (Japanese rice), 2379 nucleotides. Its product is annotated as suppressor of mec-8 and unc-52 protein homolog 2. The record is from RefSeq and is a predicted model, not a curated record. Gene Ontology annotation, cellular component: nucleus. Gene Ontology annotation, biological process: mRNA splicing, via spliceosome. NCBI's taxonomy places the organism in Eukaryota, Viridiplantae, Streptophyta, Magnoliopsida, Poales, Poaceae.
ACUCCCCUACCUCCUCCUCCGACGAGAAAUUUCCCAUCGGAGGCCGUCGUCUCCGUCUCCCCGUUUGCUACUCCGGCGCCGGCGAGGCCACCUCGGUCGUUUCCCUCCCUCCUCCACCCACUCGCCUUCCCGGCCGCCGCGGAGCUCUGCCCCCCCCCACUCUCCCUACGUCUAGCUGCGCUACUUGUUGUCUCCCCCACCUCUCUUCCUCUGCCGCCGCACAGCUUGCCUUCCUCGUCGUCUCGUCUCCUUCAGCGCCGGCGAGAAGCCCCCCGGCCGCCGAGCUUGCCCCGUCUCCGGCGGCUAGGCGCUGCCGCCUCCUGACCACGCGGGUUUUCUGCCCCUGCCGCUGACCCCACCCACCGCCGGCUUGCUAGGGCUUAUUGGAUAAGAUGUCGUCCAAGAAGAACUACUACAAGGAGAAGAUGAUGCGGCGGAAAGAGGAGAAAAAAGAAGAACCAGAGACACCAAGGUAUCGAGAUCGUGCUAAGGAGCGUCGUGAAGAUCAAAACCCUGAUUAUGAACCUACAGAGCUUGGUUCAUUUCAUGCUGUGGCACCUCCUGGAGCAGAUUUAAGGCUAGCAGAUGCACACAAGAUAUCUAUUGAGAAAAGCAAAUAUCUCGGAGGUGAUCUGGAACAUACACAUUUGGUCAAAGGCUUGGACUAUGCUCUACUUCACAAAGUACGAAGUGAAAUAGAAAAGAAGCCUGAAGCAGAAGAUGGAAAGGAUACACAGUCAAGGUCUACAAAAGAAGAUCAAGCAGUCUCAUUCCGCACUGCAGCUGCAAAGUCUGUCUAUCAAUGGAUCAUAAAGCCACAAAGCAUCAUAAAGUCGAAUGAAAUGUUUCUUCCUGGUCGGAUGGCAUUUAUUUACAACAUGGAGGAUGGACUUACCAAUGAUAUUCCGACAACACUUCACAGGAGCAAAGCUGAUUGCUCUGUUCCAGAGGAGAUGGUAACUGUCAGUGUGGAUGGUUCUGUACUUGAUAGGAUUGCUAAAAUCAUGUCAUACCUUCGACUUGGAUCAUCUGGGAAAGUCUUGAAGAAAAAGAAAAAGGAGAGGGACACAAAAGGGAAGAACAGUUUAGCAAGUGGUGACUACGAUGAGGUAGCUAGACCUGGCCAAACUAAUGGGUCUGCUCUGAAACAUCAAUUUGAAAAGGAUAUGCCACCGCCGCCACCCCCUCGAAAUAAUAAUUUAAGCAAAAAUGAGAAACCGUCUGCUCCAGUUGCUAGAGCAGAUGAAGAUGACAUUUUUGUUGGAGAUGGGGUUUACUAUUCUGUUCCUAACAAGGAAAUGAGCCAGAGCCCUGUCUCUGAAGAUAUGGAUGAGUCCCCACAUAACCAUCAGAAGCAGUCCUAUUUCACUGAAGAGAAACCUAUCUAUGGGCCCAUCCCACCAUCUGACCCUGCUCAAGCUUGGCCACAACCGAAUGCGUACGAUGCUAUUCAAGCUCAAAUGGUAGCUGCUGGAUAUCAAGGGGAGUGGUCAGGCUAUCAGUAUGGCGAACAACAGAUGGCUUAUCCAGAACAGUACAUGCAACAAAGCGCUCAGGACUGUGAUGUACUAGCUGAUCCAAAUAUAACCCAGGAUCCAAGGUUGAUGACUCAAGCAGAUAAAGACAGAGGUCUUGGUUCUGUUUUCAAACGCGAUGAUGAAAGGCUUAAACAGCUGAGGGAGAAAGAUGCACGGGAGAAAGAUCCUAAUUUUAUCUCGGAUAGUUACUCCGAGUGCUAUCCUGGUUAUCAGGAGUAUAAUCAUGAGAUUGCAGGCAGCGAUGAAGAAGAUGAUUUAUCGAAGAUGGACAUGGGUGGCCGGGCUAAGGGCCGUCUUCACAGGUGGGACUUUGAGACAGAAGAGGAGUGGGCCACAUACAACGACCAGAAGGAAGCCAUGCCGAAGGCUGCAUUCCAGUUUGGGGUGAAGAUGCAGGAUGGCAGGAAGACGAGGAAGCAGAACAAGGACCAGAAGCUCACGAAUGACCUCCACAAAAUCAACAAGAUACUUGCGAGAAAGAAAGGUGACAAAGAUGGAGGGCAUGAUGGCGGGCAUUACGAUGAUGAUAUGCCAAGUGGGAAGAAGCAACGUGCCUGAUGCUAUUAGACACUUAUAGUUUAUCCUGCGAGAGGUAAAACUGUAUUUGUACUAGGAAUUACAGUGCCAUGAACACCUGACAGUUGUAAUGUUCUGCGUUUUGGCCGGUGCAGAAGGGAAAAAGAACGGGAUGGCCAUGCUUUCGAGCUGAAACAGUGAUAAUAUGUAGCUCAUCCAUUUUUAUAACAGAACAGCCCGUAAUUUGCUUUGUUUUACUACGAAAAGAAAAAAACAUCGAAAGUCCAAUUUUCCAUGACAAUGUACGCGUUAAGUCAUCUGCUAA